AUGAAAAAGCAGGAUCUCCAGAUCUUGGAGAUGAAGGACUGGAGAAAGCAAAUGGAUGAAAGGCUUUCGAGUUGGAGCUCUCAUUUGGAAUCGAAGGUGGAUCUUCAAGCAGGACAAUUCCAAGCCUUAUCCUCCCAGAUAACUGAAAUGAUGAAGAUGAUGGCGGAACAAAGAAAGGAAAUGGCACCAAAUGAAAAAACGUUGGAGUUUGCAGUAAAAAGCAAGCAAAUUAAUUCCUCUCCUGCCAAAACUUAUAGUCAACCUGUCAGGCUAUCGCAUGUGAUCAGAAACAACUCCAGCAAUACUAAGAAGGAACCUUUCAAAAGGUUGUCUCCCCAGGAGAUUCAGUACAGAAGGAACAACCAAUUUUGUUGGAAAUGUGGGGAGAAGUGGGGGACUGGUCAUGUUUGCAAGUUGAAACAGAUCAAUGUCAUAGCUGUUGAGGACGAAGAUGACCUGGGAGACUUGAAUUUGAUAGAAGAUGACAGUGUUGAUGCGAGGAACUUGAUGAUACUUCCUGAAGCUCAAAUCCAAGCAAUUACUCAGAUGGAGGACUGUUGGGCAAUGGAGGAUGAGGACAGGAAGAUUAUUGUCAUUCUUGGGUUCAUUCACAAAGAAUUAGUCAAGAUCCUGACUGACACAAGAGCAUCCAAAAGCUUCAUCAAUUCAGGAUUAGCCAGGAAAAUGAGAUUUGCUACAAGAACCAUUAGACCCUACGUGGUAACAGUAGCUGAUGGUCACAGGAUAAGGAGUGAUCAGCCCUGUCCAGAAGCACAAUGGUCCAUUCAGCAAUAUGAUAUCCAAUUUGAUCUUAAGGUCAUUGAACUAGGGGAAUGGGACAUCAUACUGGGCACUAAUUGGCUUUCCAGGUUUAGUCCUAUCCUCUUUGAUAAUGACAAGUUCACUAUACAACUUAGCAGAAAGGGAGAGAGUUUCAUACUACAAGGGGAAGCUUAUGAGGCACACAAAAGAAUCCAAGCAGUAAUGGACAGGGUGGAAUACCAUAAAAGAAAAAGAGAAGAGUGGCAAUGGGAGCAGGAACUAAGGAGAUUAGAAGACAGAAGAAGAUUCAGAGCUCAUCAUCAGGGUCAUGAUUCAGUUCAAGUGAUGAAGCAUAGUUCUUGCUCUGUUCAGUUAUUCAACAAGUCACGACACUAUGUUGCUUUUAAGGUCAAGACAACAAGUCCAAAGAAAUACUGUGUCAAACCAAACACAGGCAUUAUGGAGCCAAAGUCUACAUUUAGUUUUGAAGUGACUAUGCAGGCACCACGUGUUGCUCCUGAUAUGACAUCAAAGGACAAGUUCUUGGUUCAAAGUACUGUAGUAGAUGCAGGCACAACUGAGGAGGAAAUCACGUCUACCUUGUUUGCGAAAGACAACAACAAAUAUGUGGAAGAGCGCAAGCUGAAAGUUAUCCUCCUCAGUCCACCUAAUUCACCUGUACCCUCACCAAUGGAUGGAGUUCAUAACCAGUUUCCUGCUUAUGACACGUCACCUCUGGAAAUUUCGCAAAGGCGUGAAAACAUGAGGCUCCAAUUCAAAGUGAAUGAUGACAUAGUAGAGCCCAAACUUAAAAAUGCUGAGCCAUUAGCUUCAGCAAAGGCUUUAGACCUUCAAUCGAUGACAAGCGUACAGCAACUGCGGCUGGUCAAGGAUAUCAACGAUUUGAAGCAAAAAAUAAAUGAAAUGGAAACAAAGUUAACGGAGGUUAGAGUUUUUGCCCAGUUUAUUGUUGCUUGUAUGAUAGACAUGUGCUAAGUUUUUGCUAUUUCUCGUUGCAGGCGCAAGAAACCAUUUCGAAGCUAACAGAAGAGAGGAAGUCAAUUACACAAGAUAGUGAUAGCUUACAGCAAGAAAUGGUAAGUGCACAUCUACCUGAAGAUUUGUGACCAGUGUUAUAAGGGUUUCUUGCUUAUUUGUACACUGUAUGUUUAAACUUGAGGUUUUGCACUUCGUGGACACCACGAGGACUUGGAGACUGGACUAAUAACAAUGUGUGGCAAGUGCUAUCAUAUUGCCUCGAGUCAUGCAUCCUUUGUCUGAGUACCUUCCCUACAUUGAGUUUGGCAUGGUUGAUUUUCUACUCUAGUGAAUUUCAUUUUACAUGCUUAAUGUGAAAUUGGACUGAUUGCUCCUGAUAAUUGCCCUGCCUAGAUGAAGUUUCUUUGCCAUAACUUGAAGAAAUUUGAAUAAUUUGUACUCCUUCUGUCCCAAAAUUCUUGUCCAGUUUAGAUUUUCACUUCUAGAUCAAUUUGUACUAAAAAUAAAAAUCCAAACUCGACAAUAAUUUUGGUAGGGAGGGAGUAACAUUUAUCUCAAGGUGCAUGUAUCUAUAUGAGGAAUAUAGUCUCGGGUGCGAAUGGGGCAUUAAGCUUCUUUGAAAAGAUUGGUUACUUGUUCCUGGUGCCACUUGUAGUUUGGUUCUCUUUUCUUUUAAUUGGUUCAUUCUGUUGCUGAGGCAUAAUUACCCUGUUCUUUACUCCAUUUCAUAUUUGAGCUCUGAUUUUCUUCUCUGUAGGCACAGUUGAGAAGCAAGAAAACCGUGAAAAGAGUUCAAGUGGGAUUCCCCUUUUUCUACGUUUGCAUGGUUGCGCUUAUCUGUUUCUUUCUCGGAGGUUCCCUACGCAGCUGAUGAAUGAGAACCAGUAAAGCCACCAUCUCCAUGCCAUGAUGGU
This is a messenger RNA of Oldenlandia corymbosa var. corymbosa, 2675 nucleotides long. The record is from the annotation of a GenBank genome assembly. NCBI's taxonomy places the organism in Eukaryota, Viridiplantae, Streptophyta, Magnoliopsida, Gentianales, Rubiaceae.